Molecule: messenger RNA, 572 nt
Organism: Colletotrichum abscissum
Lineage: Eukaryota; Fungi; Ascomycota; Sordariomycetes; Glomerellales; Glomerellaceae
Product: alcohol dehydrogenase GroES-like domain-containing protein
Exons: 1
Source: RefSeq, a predicted model, not a curated record
UGCUGUCUGCCUACUCGGCUAUUCUGCGUGGAGCGUCCAAGGUCUACGUCGUCGACCAUGUGAAAGAACGCCUUGCUCUCGCCGCUUCCAUCGGCGCCAUCCCGAUCAACUUUGCUGACGAAGACCCUGUCGCCCAGAUUCUGGCUCGCGAACCGGACGGGGUCAUGCGCACUGUAGACUGUGUCGGCAUGGAGGCGUUGAACUCGAGCCUUCAGAUGGACGAGAGCACUAUCACACAACAGAUGAUUGACGUGGCGCAUUUCAAAGGAGGCAUGGGCCAAUUGGGCGUGUAUAGUUCACAGGACGAUUCGCCUGGCGCACCGUACGGCAGCGACAUCUCGCCAACGAUUCCCUUCCCCGUCUCGUCCUUCUUCGCCAAGGGCUUGUGUUUCCGAACAGGAGCCGUUGAUCCCAAGCCGUACGCUCCGCAGCUGAUUGACCUUAUCAACAGCGGCAAAGCCCACCCAAGCUUUGUGAUCAGCGCAGUUAUUGGCAUCGAGGACGCACCAGAGUAUUACAAACGCUUCAAUGCAAAGAAGGAAACCAAGGUAGCCAUCCGCUUUCCGGAGUAG